AUGUUCUUGAUUCAACAUCGGUUCAAUGCUAGAUCAAUUGAAAAUGACGUUUUAUUCAUGAUAAUCAUAAAAAUUAUUCUUACGCGCAUAGGAAAUCGGUUGUUUGAAUCGGUCGAAUUUUUAAGUAGUGGACGUGUUAUCCGUCAAACUUCCUGGAUUAAAUUAAGAACGAACUAG
Messenger RNA from Funneliformis caledonium, 177 nucleotides. NCBI's taxonomy places the organism in Eukaryota, Fungi, Glomeromycota, Glomeromycetes, Glomerales, Glomeraceae. The record is from the annotation of a GenBank genome assembly.